Molecule: messenger RNA, 2559 nt
Organism: Panicum virgatum (switchgrass)
Lineage: Eukaryota; Viridiplantae; Streptophyta; Magnoliopsida; Poales; Poaceae
Exons: 18
Coding region: 302-2176 (624 amino acids)
Source: RefSeq, a predicted model, not a curated record
ACUCAGAAAUCGAGCAACGGGUCAUGGGCUCAAUGUCUCGCUCCCGGAAUCGAUCCCCUCGGCAGUGCUGCUUCCCCUGAGGGAGGCCCCGACGUGCGACGACGCGACGGUCGCCAGGCGCCACCGCGCCAGCGCCUCGCGCCCUCGCCCCGGUGCCGCCUCCUCCUUCCACUCGGACCCUCCUCCUCCCCUUCCCAGCGCAGGACGCCGGCUCUGAGGCCCAGGGGCUAGGGCAAGGACGCCGAGUGUCCGCCACGCAGGAGCGCAGCGCGUCGCCUGCUUCCAACGCCGUGUUGAAAAUAUGUCAAAGCGAAGAGGUGAAGGUGAUUACUCAUCUAGCUCAAAUGAGAAGCAGAAAGCUAACAAAAGUCAUGGAAAUUUUGAUCUGGAUGAUUCAUCUCACAAGGAAUUUGACAGCCUUGAUGCCGAGGUAGAACUGCAUACAGAAGUUGUGCAAAAAUUAUCUGAAAGUGUUGUCUCACUGUCAUUCAUUGGAGAUCAUGAACAAUAUCAAUACACAGGCCUUGUUAUCCAAAGUGACGCAUAUGGUAGUCGUUUUGUGACUUCAGCAACUGCGAUUAGAUCUAAGGAAGGUGGCAGAAAGAUUAAUAGGGAUAUGUCGGUUGGUUCUCCCAAUUUUUCGAUUCAUGUGAGCCUUCCAAAUGGGCAAAUGAUAUGGGGGUCCUUGCUAUCAGUUGAUUUUGACUACAAUAUUGUUGGUAUCGGCUUGGGCCCUUUCCAUGUUUUUAAAGAAGCAAGUCUGGAUCAGCCCGGGGAAGUUGGAUAUAAUAACACUGUAACAGCUAUAUGUUGCAACAGUACAGGAAAAAUAAUGUCCUCUACUGGGGUAGUGACUAACAAAUCAAAUGAACUUUAUGGUCAAAAGCUUAUUAUGUCCACGUGUAUUAUUCCUGAGUUUGGUAUUGGAGGUCCCCUUGUCGACUCUGAGGGAAACUUUGUUGGCAUGAACAUGUCUCUUGUGAAUAAUGAAGGGACUCUAUUCCUACCAAGGGAAACAAUUCUUGAUUCGGUUGUACCAUUUUGGUUACCUGGCACGUCUGUGUUGCGGCAAGCAUUCAGCUUAAGGGCUACUAUGAAGAUCAAGCAAGGACAUGAUAACCAAAUUGAAAGAAGCACAAGUGAGAUAUGUAAAUCUUCAACUCCUGUUGUUCUUAAUUCAGAAGGUUCUUCACCAGUGGCGCAAGGAAAAGGUAUAGGAAGUGACAAGAGCCCAGAAACGAAUCAGAAGUCUUCUGUAUCCUCUACAAGUGAUUCAGAAAGCGAAUCAUCACAAGACACCAGUGAAUUAUCGGGUUCACCAUUGCCGGAUAAUGAAUUCAUGAAGGCUUUUACUAAUGAUCUACUAUCCCGUGGUUAUCCCCUGCCAAAAAUGCUUGAUGGAGACAUGGAGUUGUGUAGAAAUUUUGAGGAGGAAUUCGGAAGAGACGUGUGGAACAGCAGGCUCCCAAAAAAAGUUGCUUUAGACACAUCUUUAAGUGUUGUCUCACUUGCUUCAUUCCGUGGAGAAACUAGGUUUUUUGUUUGCACUGGUGUACUUAUAGGCCGCCACAAAUCCAUCACUAGAAUCCUGACAUCAGCGAGUUUGGUUAGAUUUGCUAAUAAAAACGAGAUUAAUCGCAGCUUGAAGAUUCGUGUGUUACUUCCAAAUAAGAAACAUGCCACAGGGAAACUGCAACAUCAUAAUUUACAUUAUAAUAUUGCUGUUGUCAGCAUCAGGAAUUUCCACUGUCGUCGAAUAGCAAAACUCCACUUUGAGAAGGCAGUUUAUCCUCCCAAUGAGGUAGUAGCUAUAGGGCGUACCUUUGAAACAGGAAAACUCAUGGCAACAAUUGGGGUGCUGACUGACAAUUCAAGCAAUCUUGUCAGCGAAGAGCAUGGAAUCUCUACUUGUAAGAUCACCAAGGCUGGGAUUGGAGGCCCCCUUAUUGAUCUUUGUGGGAAUUUCAUUGGCAUGAACUUCUAUGGUGCGAAAAGAACUCCUUAUCUACCAAGACAUAUAAUUCUGGAGCAAUUGAAGUACUUUGAUAGAAAAGGGUCUGCUGCUGCUAAGAUUAACGAAGAUGGUGAUCCAAAUAGAUUUUCUGUGCCUGGGCCAUAUUGGUGGUAUCCUUCCCUUGCCCCGCCCUUUGUUUUCGAACACAGGAGAAAGCAUUGAAUUAUCAUCAUCGAUGCACAAGUCCUGAUCCUCCUGAGCUGGUUGUCAGGGUCCUAGCGUGUAUUGUUGAAUUGCUUGUUAAUUUCAACUCCCUGGUGAAAGAUGUAACAUGGUUCGACCUCUACCAUGUUUCAACUGGCCUGCGUGAUUUGCAUAUUUGCAUGUGACAUACAUCCUGAGUCAGCACAUACUCUCUGGGAAAUGGAUGCGACCUGAAUGUUUUUUUUCCCCUGUGGUUAUCAUGUGAGGACUUCAAUGGCCUUAUUUAUGGUUCUAUCAUUAAUUGGUUUGUCUGUAAAUAUAAAUCUGAUAAUGGCGUGAGAACCCACUACUGGUGGUAGUCUUAAUUGAUUGAUUCUGAGAACUCUGAAAAAGAUUAUUUA